AUGAAUGAUAAGAUCCCUGUGGAUGAGAAGUUAAAAGAAAGAGGUCAUGUUAUCCCAUUCAUUUGUAGUCUUUGUAUGACUGCUGAAGAGUCCUCUUUUCACUUAUUUUUUGAAUGCUCCUAUGCAGUUCAUCUUUGGUGUUGGUUGGCUUCUAUUCUCAACCAAUCCCUUCAUUUCUUAGCUUUAGAGGAAAUUUGGAGUUUGAGUGCGAGAGGUUGGUCACCUCAAUUCACAUUAGCUAUCACUUCUACAGUUAUUAAUAUUCUCUCUGCUAUUUGGAAUGCUAGAAAUACUUAUAGAUUCAAAAACAGGAAGAUUCAUUGGGAAAGUGUCAUAUCUCAAAUCAUUGUUAAUGUUUCUUUGUCUGCAAGUAAUUCUAAGUUGUCAGCUAGUUCUGGCAUUAGAGAAUUCUCUAUCCUAAAGGCUUUUAAUGUUUCAAUUCACCCUCUAAAGUUGCUUAUAGUGAAGGAAGUCAUCUCGAGUCCCCCAAUUUCAGGAUGGAUUAAAGGUAACUGUGAUGGAGCAUUUGCUGCAGGGAAGGCUGCAUGUGGAGCAAUUUUUAGAAACUCUAAGGGUCAAUUCAUGGGAUGCUUUGCAGAAGGUCUGAACAAUGGUAACUCUUUCUGUGCUUAG
Molecule: messenger RNA, 633 nt
Organism: Medicago truncatula (barrel medic)
Lineage: Eukaryota; Viridiplantae; Streptophyta; Magnoliopsida; Fabales; Fabaceae
Exons: 1
Coding region: 1-633 (210 amino acids)
Source: RefSeq, a predicted model, not a curated record